Molecule: messenger RNA, 1368 nt
Organism: Capsicum annuum
Lineage: Eukaryota; Viridiplantae; Streptophyta; Magnoliopsida; Solanales; Solanaceae
Exons: 2
Coding region: 948-1286 (112 amino acids)
Source: RefSeq, a predicted model, not a curated record
AACUAAAGAACCCCAACCAAAAGAAAAGAGUUUUCUCUCUCUAGAAAAACACUCCCCCUAGAUGUCCCAACCGGAGCAACAUACCACAACCUCCCCUCCUUCGACGCCAAAACCACCGGAUCCUCCAGAUGCAAAUGAUAACAAUAUGGAGUAAGAUGCCUCCCCAAAACAAUCGUACAAAGAAGUUGUCAUGGAAAAAAAUUCGUCAACCACCACAUGCUACAACCCAGAACCCCAAUCGGACGAUGAGAACAAUUCACUAAAUGAGUUAAACGAUUUCAUCCAGCUAUCGAUUGAUGAUAAGACCAGGCUAUACUCUCCGUGGAGAAAGUCGGUGAUAAUAAAAUGUGUGGGUAAGAAAAAAUUCAAUCACCAGUACCUACGUUCAAAGCUAACAGAUCUAUGGAAGAUUAAUGAACCGGUCAUCCUAAUUGAUUUGGGUGAAGAAUUUUACACAGUAAAAUUAUCACUCGAUGAAAGCCAAAAGAGAAUUUUGCAUGAGGGUCCAUGGUUUGUCAUGGGUUCAUACGUUUCGACAAGGCAAUGGGAGCCUAACUUCAUCCCCAACAAAUCCAAGGUUACAUAUACGACAAUUUGUCUAAUAUUACCCUCCCUACCAACUGAGUUCUAUGAUAAAAUAAUUUUGGAACGAAUCGGAAGAAAAAUUGGGAAUCUCCUCAAAAUUGACUCAUGCACCUCCUCAACCCUCAGAGAGAGGUACGCAAGAAUAUGCGUACAAGUUCAAAUGGAUAUACCGGUCCGAACUUUCAUAAGGAUAGGGAACCACCGUCAAUUAAUCUGCUACGAAGGUGAAGGGAUCUUGUGUAUGGGUUGCGGAAAGUUGGGACAAACUUUGGGAGAUUGUGGGUUUAGAUCCCCCACUCAGUCAAUCAACUAAGAAAAAUCACAGAAAGAUCCAGCAAACUCAGCAAUCAAAGAACACAACGAUGGAGCAGAAACAACUAAAUGGAAAACUGUCUCUUUUAACAGGAAGAAAAAAGUCAGAUAAGGCCGAAACACACAAAUCAUCCUCAGGAGACAGGUUAGCGCUGAGAAGACUGGGGCAUCCACCAUUGAUCCAUUGCUUUAGGGAGCAAAACCAAGUUGUUGAUAGCCUGGCUAAGGAAGGAGCAAAAAGGAAAUUUUUAGAAAGCAUCCAGAUUUUUGCAGUUCCUCCUGUGUAUGCAUUAGAUAGCGUUUGGAUAGACAUAUUAGGAACUCAAUUUAUUAGAAAAAAUAACUCUGAACUGAUUAGUCAUGAUGCUUAUUAUUUGGAGCCGGACUAAGAUGUUGCUACUGGGUUGUACUAACUCUCUUAUUUAGCUAUAAUAUAUAUCCCUAUUACCAAAAAAAAAAAUUUAUAACUAA